AUGUGCACUGGCUGCAACACCUGCUGCCUGACAAACACCUGGACCCUUGGCGACUGGGCGAGCGGCCGGAAGCUAGGCCUAGUAGGGGGCUCCUACCCGCCUCCCGGUAGCCGCGCCUCACCCCCUGCCAGUCGAGAGAGACGACUGGCGGGUGGGCGACCCUGGGGCAGGCGACCAGCAGCGGAGGCCCCAGAGGCAGGCGGGGUGAAUGAGACCGUGGGGACGCCGAGGACUGCAGGGUCGACGGAGGCGGCAAGAGACCCAGAGGUCGUGUGGGUAAACGGGGCGGUGGGGGAACCCCAGGUGAUAGGGCCCACGGGGUCCGUGUGGGUGACUCGCAGCGGGGAUGAGGCGGGGACAGAGGGCACGAGCCCGCGGGGCUGCGAGAGGAAAGGUCGCCCUGGCUCUCUGGGCCACGGGAGCAUUCUGGAACUGUGGUUGAAGGUGCAGGCUAUGAGGGCCGCCUCGGGAUGUGGGGAAGAAGGCAGAGUGGAGCUCCUUCCCGUGCCUGCGGGGGAGGGACCCCUUGAAAAGGGUGCCCCUGGCCGGCCUUCGUGGGUGGAGACGAGUCGCGGUGGUCUCACAGGACCGUGGGUGCUAGGCCAGGCCAGGGCAGACCUUGGGGCCACAGGAGUACCUCCAGCGAAGGGGUUAGUGGCAGGCAGUGAGAGGGCAUCGGGUCGAGCCGUAAGGGUGCCUGGUGCUAUUGGCUGGACUGCCGGGGUUGUCUCCUGCAUGAGGGGACCCUCGGUGGGAGAGGAGAUGGGCAGUGGAGUUGCCCGAGGCUCUUGGGAAACAGGGCAGAGUAAGGGAGCAUUGGGGGCCGCGGCCUGGUCCGAAGCCGCAGGCGUUCCCAGAACUGUGGAAGAAGACAUGGGUUACCGGGGUGCCCCGCGUCCAGGUCGGUGGGGUAGAGGGCAGGCCCCACAGAUGCCUGGUCCUCUGGGAGGAGAGCCUGCUUGCAGCCAUACCCCUGGCUGGUGGGGGAGGGGAGAGGCUAUGGAGGUGCCUGUUUUGGGCGAGGAGACUAGACCGCAGGCCCCCGGCAUGUGGCAGAGGAGACCAGAUGUGGAGCAUAUAGGCUCUGCGGGGCUCCCUGGCCUGUGGGGCACAGGACACCUUAUAAGGGUGCCUUUUGCUGUUGAAGAGGAAGCCAGAUAUGGGGGUGACCCAGUGUUCCAGGAAAGGGGACAAGCUGUGGGGGUAGAGCCUGGCUCCAGAGGUGACCCAGGGUCACAGAGAGCGCCUCAGAUUGUAGGGGUACCUGGUCCCCAUGAGGAAGAGGCAGGUUCUGGGGGUGCCCCAGGCUUGUGGGGAAUAGGACAGGCUAUGGAAGUACCCAAGACUUGGGGGGAGGAAUCAGUCUGUGGGAGGAUCCACAGCCGAUGGGGAUCUGACCAGCCAGUGGUGGUCCCGCGGGCCACAGAUGAAGAGACAGGCCAUGGUGGUACCCCAGGCCUGUGGACUAGGCAGCAGGUUCUUGGGGUACUUCCAGCUGAGAGGGUUCCUGGAGUAGUUGGGGAGGAGGCUUGCUGUGGGAGGGUUCUGAGCCACUGGGAAAGGGGGCAAGCGGAGGUGGAGCCACAGGCUCGGGGUCCUGCUGCUUUAGAGGUGCCUGGGCCUGCGGGCCACGAUACUGGCUGUGGGGAGGUUUCCUGUCCAUGCAGGUGGAGACAGGCCAUGGGGCUGUCUGAGGUGGUGGGCCUGCCCGAGGCAGCGGGUGUGCCCAAGCACAGGUGUAUUCCACUCGGGGUCCCCACAGCUGCGGAUGUGCCCGGGUCUGAGAGGGUGGCUGCUGGCAGGUGGGUGUCGGGCUCUCUGGGGCAGGAGUUUAGCCCUAGAGAUGUCUCAACCCUGUGGGAAAGGCUUCGUGCAACUCGAAUGCCCUUGGCUUCCACGAUGCCCCGGGCUGCUGAGGAGCUGUGGUCUGUCAGAGAAGAUACUGGUUCCGGCACUUUCCCAGGAUCAUGGGAAAGGAGGCAGGCUGUUGGGGUUCCCCUGGCUACCAGGGUUCCUGUGGAUUCAGAGGAACCUAGGCCUCUAGGGGAUGAGCCUGGCUCUGGGGGUGUCCCAAGAUGGUGGGGUAGGAGGCAGGAUGCCAGGGUUCCUAUGGCUGCGGAAGUGCCCACCCCUUAUAGAGUACCUGGUCCUUCGGGCAUGGAGUCUGGCUGUGGAGGGCUCUCAUGCUUGUUGGGAAGGAGCCUCACUGCCCAGGCCCCUGUGGCGGGCGGGAUGCCCCUGGUGCCCCAAUGGCCCAGGCUUGUGCGGGAGGAGACUGCCUCUGGGCAGGAGGGAGUGGUGUGGAGAAGGAGGGAGACUGUGGAAGUACCUGCAGAUGCCAGGUGUCCUGACACCAGGCUGCCCACAUCUGUCAGGGUGCCUGACUCCAUGGGAGAAAGGUCUGGCUCGGCGGGGUUCUCAGGUUUAUCAGGAGGGAUACUGACUGCAGGGGAUCCUGUGGCUUUGGGAUUGCCUGGGCUUGGCGGGGAGGAGACACAUUCUGGGGAACCCUUGUGCUUGGGAAGAAGACAGAUGGCUGGGGUACCUGGGACUGCUAGGGUUCCCUUGGCUGUUGGAGCACCCAUGGCUCCUGGGGUCCCUGGGUCUCUGACGAGGGAUGCCGGCUCCCCUGACGAUUCAGGCAUUUGGGGGAGGAGACGGGUUACUGAAGGGCCCGUUGCUCUCAGUGUCCCUGGCCCUGUGGAAAGGGAGACUGGUUCUGAAGGCUUCGCAGGCCUGUGGAGGAGACCGUCUAGAACAGCUCCUGAGGUGGUUCAGGGGCCUCAGGCUCUGGGGGUGCUUGCAGCUGUGGGGUUACCGAUGCCUGGGCGGGCACCUGCUGCAGUCUGGGUGACAGGCUCCAUGGGAGAAGAAAUGGAUGAAGGUACCUUGAGCUUGGCUGCCAUGAGUAGAGAAUCCACAGUAGGGCGUGAGGCUUCUGGGCAGGAGACAAGGAGUGGCAGCUUCUUGGGGCUGACGGAGCAGAGGCGAACUCAGGGGGCCUUACCCACAUGUGGGGCUGGGUCCGGGUUACGGGGCUGUACCCGGCCAGUGGGAGAAGAAACGGUCUGUGGUCAUGUUUCAGGAGUGUUAGGAGCAAGAAUGACUCGGGAGGUGCCCGAAGUGUUGGGGAUGCCUCUCGUUCCAAGGGAGGGAACGGGCUUUGGCCUUCUCAGGGGCCACCCUCAGCAGCAGGGGAGGAGACGGGCCGCAGGGCUCCUUGGAGCCAGAGUGAGGGGAGACCGUUUGGAAGAAAAUGAUUUGGAGGAGGACAGACUGAGAGAGGCGUCUCAGUAGUUUGUGUAGGGAGCAGGUUUAGGGCUGGGUCUUGGGGCUCUGUGGGAGGGAACAGUUUGGGGGGAGGCUUGACCUGGGUUGUGGCUAAAGGCGUAGGCAGUGGUGUCUGAACAGAGGAGGGAGACUUCAAAGUGGGAGACGUUGGGAGGGUUCCUGGAACAACAGGGAAGGGACAGGCUGUGAGGUGAGGGGUGUCCCAAGACUUUGUAUAGGGGGACAGCCAAGGGUGUCCCUGGACAUUGUGAAUCUGUGUGUUGUAUUGUGUGUGUGUGUGUGUGUGUGUGUGUGACUUGAGGCAUUCCUGGAGCUGCGGAUCAUAGUCUUUUCCCAGUGGAGAAAGGAUUCUGAGGCCUUAGGUGCAUGGACUCAGCUGAGGGGAUGUGUUUAUCACCUCGAGGAUGCAGACACCCUGUCCUGGCCGCGCUCCUGCAAAUUGCAGCGCCCGGCCUGGGACGGCGCCAAGCCAUUCGGAACCGCCUCCUUCCUGUGCCGCCACCUGUGCCGUCUGCUGUGCUUGUGUCUCAACAGCCUUAGAAAUACGGACUUUUGGACAGCUGCCUCGACUCCUGCAGACGUGUUGGUCUUUAAGCAAAUCUAGUCGUCAAACCUUGGAUUUUUUCAAAAGCUUCAUUUAGAGAUUUGUAGGAUUUUUGUUUUGUUUUUAGCCUUUCCCAAAUGACUUGGUAUAGGAUUCCGUGAGAGAACACAUUUCCCAGUGCACUUAAAAGGAGUCAGUUGACAGAGAUUCAGCAUAGCCCAACAUGUGUUUGCCUACCAUGCUCAAAGCACUGUGUUGUGGGAACUAGAAGAGCAAGACAAGGCCCUUCCCCUCGAGGAACCUUGUCUAGCUGGGAAGAUGAGCCCUAUGCCUGUGAAAUAGGCGAUGGUUUCAGGGGCAGUCUGUUGGCUGGUGACUAGGAUUCCACUCUUGUUCUACACCAUCCAACACGAUGGGACCAG
This is a messenger RNA of Echinops telfairi (small Madagascar hedgehog), 4257 nucleotides long. RefSeq names its product collagen alpha-2(I) chain. Lineage: Eukaryota; Metazoa; Chordata; Mammalia; Afrosoricida; Tenrecidae. The record is from RefSeq and is a predicted model, not a curated record. Bases 1 to 3297 code for a protein of 1098 amino acids. The transcript has 4 exons.